AUGCGACUCUCCAGUAUCGCAAUACAAGGCUUCUUUACCACCGCUGUCCAUGCCCACGGCCGAAUAACCCAAAUCACGACAUCUAGCGGAGAGAUACACGAAGGCUGGGAUCCCGCUUCCUCGGACGAUCUUAUACCUCCGCUUCCACUUGCGGCAUGGUCCGCAUCAAAUCUCGGCAACAUAUACGUCCCACCCUCGCAGUUCAACAACUCCAACAUCGCCUGUCACUACAACGCUAUACCAGGCGCUCUCCAUGUCAACACCACCGCCGGUGACGAGCUGAAGCUACAAUGGAACGAGUGGCCAGUAUCGCACGUCGGUCCCGUCAUGACGUACCUGGCGGACUGCGAGGGUAGCUGCACGAGCAGGACAAGUGAAGAUCUGGCAUGGGUGAAGAUCGAUGAGCUUGGAUGGCUGAACAGCACAGGCUGGGAUACAUUGGAUCUCGGUGGCACGUGGGCAGCGGAUGUGCUCAUUGCGAAUGAGUAUUCUUGGAUGGUCGAGAUACCGGAAAGACUCGCGGAGGGGUACUAUGUGUUGCGACAUGAGAUCAUCGCGUUGCAUGUUGCGGAGAACCUAGAUGGCGCCCAGGCAUAUCCACAGUGUGUCAACUUGCGCGUUGCACGGAAGUCGAGUGAAGAGGGGAAGAAGCUAGUUGGUGGUAUUCUGGGAAAAGAGUUAUAUGGCAUGAAGGAUGAAGGUAUACUAGUAGACGUACAUCGGAAGCUUGCUGGGUACAGGAUUCCGGGGCCGAAGCUAUGGGAAGAUGCGACACGUGUACGCCAGCCUAAUCAAUGA
Messenger RNA from Alternaria novae-zelandiae, 798 nucleotides. RefSeq lists its product as uncharacterized. The record is from RefSeq and is a predicted model, not a curated record. Lineage: Eukaryota; Fungi; Ascomycota; Dothideomycetes; Pleosporales; Pleosporaceae. The transcript has a single exon. Bases 1 to 798 code for a protein of 265 amino acids.